Messenger RNA from Megachile rotundata (alfalfa leafcutting bee), 1883 nucleotides. RefSeq names its product transmembrane protein 181. The record is from RefSeq and is a predicted model, not a curated record. NCBI's taxonomy places the organism in Eukaryota, Metazoa, Arthropoda, Insecta, Hymenoptera, Megachilidae. Gene Ontology annotation, molecular function: toxic substance binding.
GUUGUUUUAAUUUACUAUGAAAAUCUAAUUAAUGCAAAUGCUUUGAAACUGUGCGAAGAUUCAUUGAGACUUAGUGAUAGAUGGGAAGAUUCAACGUAAAAAUGGAUGGUCCUGGAUUAGGAUAUUCGUAUCAUCUUCCUUCUGCAGGGUGGAAUCUUAGAGUAAGAAAUGUUUUAUCCCAGUUUAGCGAUCUCUUCAGUGAAUUUAAUAAAUACAUUGCACCUGCUUAUCAUCACGAUCGAUGCGAAAGAUCAGUGCAGAUGCGAUUAUAUUCUAUGCAUAAGAGAGAAUUCGUCAUGGUGUUUGUUGCUUUUUUUGCAUGUUUUGGAUUAGCGGUAUUCAUUGGGCUCGCGGGUCCUCCCAUCACUUUGACCAUUGACCAAGAAGCUCACGUAAAUGGCAGUGAGAUCGCUACUGGUCCUUUUAUUAUGAAAACACCUUUGUUAUCCACGUAUAGUCAACAAUUAUGGGUCAUCGCAAAAUUACUCACAUCUAAUAACGAUGAUGAAAGAUACGACAAAAGUUUUCAAAUAAGUAUCUCUAUAGAUGGUAUUACUAGCGAUCAUAAACUUGUACCUAUUUUGUCAUCCGAAACUGGGCACAAUAGAACUAGACAUUUAAGGUGCGAAAGACAAACUUGCGAAGAACUCGUAGUUGCUCAUCUCGGAUAUCUCGAUUACAGUUAUUAUAUUAUUACUGUUCGUUUUCACGGACUCGAAAGCUUCCAUCAACGCUACGUCAUACACAAACUCACAUUCUACUACAGAAAUUACAACCCGGCGUUCACGGAAUUUGAAAUUUGGUUUCGAUUUAUCUUCUUAUUGACUGCAUUCGGAGUUAUGUGCUGGUUUGGACAUUCUCUCCGAAAAUAUCCGUUGCACGACUGGUCGAUAGAACAGAAAUGGAUCUCGAUACUUCUUCCGUUAUUAAUUCUAUACAAUAAUCCGUUGUUCCCAAUGACAUUUUUGGUCAACUCUUGGGUGCCUGGUAUGGUAGAUGCAAUUUUACAAACAACGUUCCUUUGUGCAGUUCUCAUGUUUUGGUUAUGCGUUUACCAUGGUCUAAGACAAAAUGAAAGACGACUGAUAACGUUUUAUCUACCGAAAGUUUUGGUAGUAGGAUUGCUAUGGUGUUCAGCGCUUAUUCUGGCGACUUGGCUUCGCUGCACAGAAUUAGAAGAUCCCACAUAUAAUUACGUUCUCGAUACGUCGAAUUAUUUCGGUUUCAAAGCAUUUUUCUUCACGGUAGGAGGAUUUUAUAUCGCAUAUUUGCUUCUUCUGAUAUUGAGAGCGUACAGUGAAUUGAGAUCUAUGCCGUAUUUUGAUCUUCGUUUGCGUUUCUUAACAUUACUGGCUAGUGUUGUUUCCUUGGUUUGUGGCUGUGUGACUGCUCGUCAAUUCGGAGCUGGUAUUUUCGAGGAUAGUUUUGCUUCUCGUCUAAGUACUUAUUACCAUUCAUCUGCUCAAUUUAUGACCUUGUAUGGUCUUCUGAAUUUUUACUUGUAUACUAUGGCUUACGUGUAUGCACCUGCACAUCAACAAGUCUACGGUCAACAUUCCUCCAUAACAAAAGACAACCCUGCAUUUUCUAUGAUCAACGAUUCCGAUGAGGACGUAAUAUAUGGAUCGGACGAAGAAGUGGUUUACGGUUCGGACGAAGAUAGCAGACGGCCUUUAACUCGCGCGUCUCGAAUUACGAGUGAUAGUAAUUAGUUAAACUAACUAUUGUUAAUAAGAAAAGAAAAAUCAUUUGCAAAACGAAUAAUAUAAUAAUUAUGAUAAUAAUAAUUAUGUAAGAUAAGAGAAUUGCAAGUAAUGAUAUAUUGUAAAAUAAAAGAUGCCAAGGCGAUCAAGUGAUUGCAAGCGAAACCGAAGAAAAUUUAA